Messenger RNA from Medicago truncatula (barrel medic), 1617 nucleotides. Its product is annotated as chloroplast envelope quinone oxidoreductase homolog. NCBI's taxonomy places the organism in Eukaryota, Viridiplantae, Streptophyta, Magnoliopsida, Fabales, Fabaceae. Gene Ontology annotation, molecular function: oxidoreductase activity. The transcript has 4 exons. The record is from RefSeq and is a predicted model, not a curated record. Bases 137 to 1129 code for a protein of 330 amino acids.
AAGUUAUUUUUAUUAUUGAGAAAAGGUCUUCAGGCUAGUUUACGUAAUGAACAAGUAUCAUCUGAAUUCGGAUGAGUAAUACUGUAAUAGUCAACAUAGUAGUUUGUUAAAAGAAAACAAGUGAACAAAACUAGAUAUGUCUGUGAAACUUAUGCAAGCUGUUCAGUACAAUUCCUAUGGCGGAGGUGCAUCUGGAUUGAAGCAUGUUGAAGUUCCUAUUCCAACUCCAAAGACUAAUGAAGUUUUAAUCAAAUUGGAAGCAAUUCGCAUCAACCCAGCUGAUUGGAAGAUUCAGACUGGUGUUCUUCGUGCUAUAUUUUUUCCUCGAAAGUUUCCCCACACACCUUGCACUGAUGUAGCAGGAGAGGUUGUAGAGAUUGGAGAACAAGUCAAGGAUUUUAAAGUUGGAGAUAAAGUUAUUGCUAAACUCAACAAUCUAUAUGGAGGUGGACUAGCUGAGUUUGCGGUGGCUAGAGAGAGCUUAACAGCUGCAAGACCAUCUGAAGUAUCAGCUGCUGAAGCUGCAGGUUUACCUAUAGCCGGUCUCACAGCUCGUGAUGCACUAACCGAAAUUGGAGGAGUCAAGCUUGAUGGGACUGGCGAACCCAAGAACGUAUUGGUAACUGCUGCUUCAGGUGGCGUAGGUGUGUAUGCUGUUCAACUUGCCAAACUAGGGAACAACCAUGUCACUGCUACCUGUGGUGCUCGCAACAUCCACUUGGUUAAGAGCUUAGGCGCUGACGAGGUUCUUGACUACAAGACUCUAGACGGAACAUCACUGAAGAGUCCAUCUGGUAGAAAAUAUGAUGUGGUGAUAAACUGCACGACUGGAAUACCAUGGUCAACUUUUGAUCCUAAUUUGAGUGAAAAAGGGGUUGUAGUAGAUUUAACACCUGGCCUGAGUUCAAUGUUGACAUUUGCACUGAAGAAACUUACUUUUUCCAAGAAGCGGUUGGUGCCGUUUGUUGCAACUAUCAAGCGCGAGGGCUUGGAACAUCUCGCUCAAUUAUUGAAGGACGGAAAACUCAAGACAGUUAUUGACUCUAAGUUUCCUUUGAGCAAAGCUGAAGAUGCUUGGGCUAAAAGCAUUGAUGGCCAUGCUACUGGAAAAAUCAUUGUUGAACCGUAGGCACAGUUUGCUUGGUCAUUUUGUAUUUAUAGUUUCUACUUUCGUAUAUGUUAAGAGUCCCACAUCGGUUAGGAGUUGGCCUGACAAUUUGUUUAUAAGUGGGGGCAAUCCUCACCUCAUAAGCCGGUUAAAGCCGGUUUUGUGGGGUUGUGUUAAGCCCAACCACGAUUUCUAAUAUGGUAUUAGAGCCUCUUCACGAUUCUUUGGGCCACCUGUUAUCAGGUUUCCGUUAUCGGGCCACCCGUCAUUUAUGUUCACGCUUCAGAUGUGUAAUCCUGAGCGUGAGGGGGGGCGUUAAGAGUCCCACAUCGGUUAGGAGUUGGUCUGACAAUUUGUUUAUAAGUGGGGGCAAUCCUCACCUAAUAAGCCGGUUUUGUGGGGUUGUGUUAAGCCCAACCACGAUUUCUAAUAGUAUACGAUUGUUUGUGUUUUAUAUAGAAAUGAAUAACCUUGGAUACUUUAUAUGGUCUAAGUAUUUUAUAUUCAUA